CCAAUCAAUAUUGUACGAUACAGAAAAACAGUUUCCAGUGCACUUUGGAUAUCACUUGUGUUGUUAGUUUGUUAUCUACUAUUUGUUAUAAUGAUAUUCGUAGAGUACAUAACUUAUGCGCCAAUUUUUGCUCUAUUUUUUUGAGUAAGCAAUAACUCUUGUUCAGUUGAACUCAUCACUGAAUCCAUUGCUGUACUGCUGGAAAAUGAGAGACUAA
Pocillopora meandrina is the source of this 217-nucleotide messenger RNA. NCBI's taxonomy places the organism in Eukaryota, Metazoa, Cnidaria, Anthozoa, Scleractinia, Pocilloporidae. The record is from the annotation of a GenBank genome assembly.